Oikopleura dioica is the source of this 1053-nucleotide messenger RNA. The record is from the annotation of a GenBank genome assembly. Lineage: Eukaryota; Metazoa; Chordata; Appendicularia; Copelata; Oikopleuridae.
AUGGAAGUGAUCAAGAUCGAGACGCCAGGGGCUGAUGCUACUAAGACAAACCCUUUGGCCACCUUCGAAGCUAGCCAGCUGAUCCCAACUGUGAUGCCAGUCGCAGCGCCAUGUUCUACCCCGUCGCCACCAUCGCCGAAGCCUGCACCCGCUGUUUCCGCCGCAUCAAUCCCGUCGUACGAAGCAAAAGGUUUCGAUGUGAAUAUCACGCUCUGGCAAUUUCUCCUCGAGCUUCUCAUGGAUUCAAACUCGAAGCAUCUUAUCUCUUGGACUUCAACGGAUGGAGAGUUCAAACUGCACAGGUCUGAGGAAGUUGCUCGACUCUGGGGAUUGAGGAAAAACAAGACGAAUAUGAACUACGACAAGCUCAGCCGGGCGUUACGCUACUACUACGACAAAAACAUAAUCCAGAAAGUCAACGGCCAAAAAUUUGUCUACCGUUUUGUCCAAUUUCCGGAUAACUUCAAUAUGGCUGACAUUGAGCUAGGCGAUCAUGCGAGUGUGACUCCGAGAAUCAGCCCCAGCAUUUCUCCUCGAACAACUCCGGUUUCGACAACAACUACGACAUCAUCCACGACGAAGCGACCUCGACCAACUUUUUCGCCAAGCUCUGCUUCGUCCGUUAGCCCAACCAGUUCCGGCACUGGUUCAUCGACUAAAGAGCCGAGUUCGCAGAUGGAAGCAAUGGUUAGCCACCAUCAGAGCAUCCUUCGCCAGUACAAUGAGCUUCUGCACAGCUAUCAACUACAGUGUUUGAUUCACCAAGCAUCUGUCGAAUACCUGACCAAACAAAAUCAAGCUACGACUACUCCUCCUGUCUCCUUGCCAGCAUUUCCGAAGUUGCCACUUGAUGGAACACCAUCUCCACUUGAUUGGCUUCCUGCAGUUGACCCAUCGCUUGCCCUCCCUCCACCACCAAGUAUGAUCGAAGCAGUUGUUCCCACAAACACAAGCUCCACUCCUGCAGCAAGCGGCAACAAACGAAAAAGAAGUUCCGACAGCGAUCAACCAUUGGACUUAUCGAAGCCCAAAGUAGCGAAGACAACGUCAUGA